CCACUUUUCACAUGGUGGGUAACCAGUGUCCAAGUGAUAGUAUGCAUUGCAUCCCUGCUAAUCUAUGGUCUUGGCCCGGCAGGAUGGGAAAGAGUAGAAAUGAAAGAUGAAGUCAUUGAUGUAUCACUUGCGAUGCGUCAAGUUAGCUACUUUGAACCUGUAAACUUGUGGAUUGGGCCAAGAUUCGCUGAUUUAAUUCGACUAGGAGCUAAGUAUUCACCCUGUAUGCGACGCGAACCUGGUUUAUGGAGAUUGAUCAAUGAAGAAAGGGUGAAAGAAAAUGAAACAGGGUGUUGCGUUUUCAAUGAUAGGACGGGAUGUUAUCAGACUGGGCAAUCUAGUUGUCCGAGAACAUUGGCUACCUGGCACAAAUGGUCGCGCCCAAAGCCCCCUACUCUAAAGAAGUCAAAAUCAGAGUCGGCGAUUGUGGAUCUUGAGAAGAAUUCUGUUGGGCUCACCGUAUCUCGUCGAAGGGGAUCUAUUACCUCGGCUGUAAGCCGCCAUUCUUGGAGAACUGCUGGAGCUGUUUGUGGACAAGAUCCUGAGUAA
Molecule: messenger RNA, 549 nt
Organism: Strongylus vulgaris
Lineage: Eukaryota; Metazoa; Nematoda; Chromadorea; Rhabditida; Strongylidae
Source: the annotation of a GenBank genome assembly